Phaeodactylum tricornutum CCAP 1055/1 is the source of this 603-nucleotide messenger RNA. RefSeq lists its product with no specific name. Gene Ontology annotation, molecular function: thioredoxin peroxidase activity. NCBI's taxonomy places the organism in Eukaryota, Bacillariophyta, Bacillariophyceae, Surirellales, Neidiaceae. Gene Ontology annotation, cellular component: cytoplasm. Gene Ontology annotation, biological process: cellular response to oxidative stress; cell redox homeostasis. The transcript has a single exon. The record is from RefSeq and is a predicted model, not a curated record. Bases 1 to 603 code for a protein of 200 amino acids.
AUGGUACCUCACGGUAGUGCUAGUCAAAACGAUUGGAGUGUUGUGGAUUGGAGUCGGAUUCCUCCGCCAGUCGACGAUGGUGGGACGGAUCACCUACAACCCGGCUUGGUUCUUCCGUCCCUACCGCAGGGCACUCACUUGGUCUCCACCGAUGGCGCACGGAUUGAUCCUUCCCGGCUUCCGGGACGUACCGUCCUGUAUGCAUUCCCCAUUACGGGUCGACCGGAUCAAGAUUUGCCCCGCGGCUGGGAUAUGAUUCCCGGUGCUCGGGGUUGUACUCCCCAAUCUUGUGCGUUUCGUGAUCACUUUCGGGAACUGCAAACUUUGCGUGUACAGCAUAUAUUUGGCGUGUCCACGCAGACGCCCGAGUAUCAAACAAAAGCCGUGGCUCGAUUGCAUUUGCCCUUUUCUUUACUGUCGGACCAGGACCUGGUAUGCGCCAACCUGUGGAAGUUGCCUACUGUGCAAGUCGAAGGUCGUACUCUUCUCCAGAGGGUGACUCUUAUUAUAGACGAUGGCGUCGUGAAAGCCAAGUUUUAUCCUAUUUUUCCUCCCAAUCAAAACGCUCUUCGGGUGAUUCAAUGGCUAACACACGAGGAGUAG